CGUAAACUGUUUAUGUUUCAACUAUAAAUAAAGGGUCCAACUUCACAUGCCAUGCACUUUUCAUUUUCAAGUAAAACACCUCUUCAAAUCUAACCAUGCCUCUCUCUAAGCUUCUUAUCGCAUCCCUUCUGCUAUCCUUUCUCCUCUUCCAUCUACUCCAAGCUGAUCAAACGGUGCAGGCACAGACCCAGGGUUCUCUUGUUCAGCAGAUAGAUUGUAACGCUGCAUGUGGUGCGAGGUGCCGUUUAGCAUCUCGUCAGCGCAUGUGUCACAGAGCGUGUGGAACCUGCUGCAGACGCUGCAACUGCGUACCACCGGGAACUGCCGGUAACCAAGAAGUGUGUCCCUGCUAUGCCAGUCUCACCACCCACGGUGGCAGACGCAAGUGCCCCUAAGCGUGAUGAAGCCAUGCAAUGCACGUUUCUAUUUAUAUAUAAGACAUACACGAUAUAUAUGUCCUUGCUUUGGUGUGUUGUGUGUUGUGUGUUGCGUGCACAAAUAAAGCGUGCUUAUUCAACGCGUGUUCAAUCCUUGCGUUGCCACAGUUUGUGAGUGUUGUGCCUUUUCUGUCUCUGCUGUUGUAUUGUAUCCUCAAACUUAUAUAAAGAAGAGCGCUUUCUGUUAUUGCUA
Messenger RNA from Vigna unguiculata (cowpea), 630 nucleotides. RefSeq names its product gibberellin-regulated protein 1-like. The record is from RefSeq and is a predicted model, not a curated record. Lineage: Eukaryota; Viridiplantae; Streptophyta; Magnoliopsida; Fabales; Fabaceae.